AUGGCCCGGGACUACGACCACCUCUUCAAGCUGCUCAUCAUCGGCGACAGCGGUGUGGGAAAGAGCAGUUUACUCUUACGUUUUGCCGACAACACUUUCUCAGGCAGCUACAUCACCACGAUCGGAGUGGAUUUCAAGAUUCGGACCGUGGAGAUCAAUGGGGAGAAAGUGAAGCUGCAGAUCUGGGACACCGCUGGGCAGGAGCGCUUCCGCACCAUCACCUCCACGUAUUAUCGGGGGACCCACGGGGUCAUCGUGGUUUAUGACGUCACCAGCGCCGAGUCCUUCGUCAACGUCAAACGGUGGCUUCACGAAAUUAACCAGAACUGUGACGAUGUGUGCCGAAUACUAGUGGGGAAUAAGAAUGAUGACCCUGAGCGGAAGGUGGUGGAAACAGAAGAUGCCUACAAAUUCGCCGGGCAGAUGGGGAUCCAGUUGUUUGAGACCAGUGCCAAGGAGAAUGUCAAUGUGGAAGAGAUGUUCAACUGCAUCACAGAGCUGGUCCUCCGAGCAAAGAAAGACAACUUAGCGAAACAGCAGCAGCAGCAACAGAACGACGUGGUGAAGCUCACGAGGAACAGUAAACGGAAGAAACGCUGCUGCUGA
Pipistrellus nathusii (Nathusius's pipistrelle) is the source of this 606-nucleotide messenger RNA. The record is from the annotation of a GenBank genome assembly. NCBI's taxonomy places the organism in Eukaryota, Metazoa, Chordata, Mammalia, Chiroptera, Vespertilionidae.